AGGAAUUAAUUCCAGGAAGUUCUAUGGCUCACGUGAUAUAGGAGGUCGGACUAGAUGAUCACAAUGAUCCCUUCUGACUUUAUAAAGUAUUAGCCUGUUAUUUACAUUCCCACCCUUUUUAAUGGAGUAAUAGAAAACUGUCCCCUCCAUAGUCUCAAGUUCAAGAGUGAAAUUGUUCACUAGUGAAAUAAGUUUGUUGGCCAGAAAUCAGUUCUCCUCAGACAAGUCUUGUGACUGGAGCCAAAGCACUGGGAGUCAGAACUCCUGGGUUCUAUUCUUGGCUCUGACAUGGACUUGUAUAAACCUGGGCAAGUCAUGUAACUUUUCUGCUCACUUUCCCACUCUGUGAACUAUAUUAACACAUACCGUGAUGUUGUCUACGGGUGUGUGUAGUGUUGCAGUGAUUGAAGAGAUGUAUUUGCUGUUGUGAUAUUCAGUGUUUGAAUUCUGUCCUUCCUAAAUCCUGUGUCAAAAGUUCCUAUUUUCCCCAUCCUUCCUCAGCUUCUUUGAGGCAUUGUGUAUUUUGCACAAUGUUCUGACCCAACAGGUGGUAGCAAUUCCUUUCCCAGCAUACCUGUGCGCGCGCUCUCUCCUGUUGUGUAUGUUGUUAAAUCCAGAUUCACAGAAAGAAAUCUUGCAAUGCAAUUCCGUGGGCCUGUUCCAUUUCUUGGCACAACAAAAUAUAGGGGUGGGAGGCUAUUUCAUAUGUAGCCCUGGGGAAAAAAAACCCAGAAGGACCUGAUCUAGUUCAAAUUCUGGGCCUGAUUUUAUGGACUUUUACACCAGUGUACAUCAGAAGUAAUGUUACUAAAGCCAGUGGAGUUAAACCAGUGUAAAGUUGGUGUGAAAGAGAGAGGAGAACUGAGCCCUGUUUGCAUUUCUCUGCCUGUGCCUGAUUUCUGUCACUUACUAGAAACUGUGGCACAGUCAAAGCUACUAAGCAGGAAAGGAAAGCAGCAUUAGCUUUACAUCAUUAUAGAACCAGCUCUGUUUCUCCCCAGGGAUUAACACAAGCAUCUGAGAAAUUGGCUUGUGAUUUACUUCAGAACCAUUGAGCAGGUGGGUGGCACUAGGGCUUCUAACAGGAUUUCUGUUAGAGGCAGAUUCUAGCUACAUGCUAACUUGGAAUGUUUCCCUGGGGGAUGGCCAUGUUGCCCCUAUGCUGUCUCCUGCCUGCAAGUCCUUCCAGCUGAGAACUACUUUAGACUAUUGGGCCUCUGGCAGUGUUGGGUAAUGAGAGAUCAGAACCUGAGCCCUGGUUUCAAUAUCUUGCAUGGCAAUGCAGAAUAUACUGACCACUCAAGAUAUUGGGCCUCGAGAGUGUUGUAGGCCCAGCUAAGCAGUAUGGUGAUGUGGUUGGGGAAUGCUCUGAAUGUCAUCCUGCACCAACACUGCUGAAAAUAAAGGAGGUUGCACUAAAUCCAGAGGCUUUGACUCUGCUGGGGGAGGAGGAGAAAGAACUCAAGAGACCACAGGGCGCUGGCUGAAGUGCUCUGCAACUGGUGAAUGUGAAGUAUACCAUUGUUGGGAACUUACUGCUGAACUGAGCGGGCUACGCGUACCACAUAAUCAGCUGCACUGGCAAUUCUUGCACCAAAGGUUCCCUUAAUAAGAUGUCAACUGAUAGAAAUUCCCUUCCCAUAGUAGGACCCCACUAUCCCACAGACUGGGCAAGAUAUAGCCCACAAAGAAAAGACCACCAUCAGGAUCUACCACCCUAAUCUCGGAUAUGCAGCUCAGCAGUUUUGCUUCAGGUCUGGCUGGGAUGAGGCGAUGCAGACCAUGUUGGAGAGAGGAAUGGAACAAAAUUCCCCAUCUGCAUUGGAGGAAGGAAGCUGAAAAUGAACGAUCGGUAUGAAGUCCUUCACCUGUGCAUUAAUUUUGUUUUUAGGAAUCUCUUCUCUAAGUUUUGCCAACUUGCCUCACUGCUGCUUUGCAGCACCCCAGCUGUUCCAGUCGUGGGAUCGCCUACAGUGUAAGUGCCACACCAUGUAACUGCCCUGGCAUGGCAGCUGGGUUCCCUAUUUAUCAUAUUUUUGGAGUGGGAACUAGGGGUUGUCCCAGCACCUUGCUCUCCAUCAUGAUGCACCCAAGUUAGUCCUCCAUCAAGAAAGAGCAUGUAGACGAGAUCAGUAUUUCUUUAAAGACACAGCAUCAGCUAACAACGAUAAAUAAUUAUUGAGUUGGGGUCUCUGACUAUCUGCAAGGGGUCUUGUCCAGUGCUACAUCUCCUGGGAGCAAUGGGGAUUGAACUGUGCUGCUGAAAAGAGCCCAGCUCUUUAGAACUGGGAUGCCUUUGUGCUAUCCCCUCGGCUCGUGUUGUGCAGCUGACACUGUGGGUCUUUCUUGUUAACAUUGUGGUUAAGCUGGUUCUUGUUUCAUUCUGAUCUGAGCCUUGCCACAGCUUGGGCAUGUGAAGCUGGGUGCGGAAAAACUGACUUUCCUAGGAAGUGGGCUGCUGGUAGACGUUUCCCUGACAACUUUGCUCAUCUUGGGGCUGAUCUCUGAGCCUUGUGACAUACUCGUGAGGCAAACCACUGGCUACAGAAAGAGUGGAGAUAAAAUUUUACCCACCUCCCAUCAGACCUGAACCUGCUGUGGUUGACAGCCUCAAAACUCUACCCCACCUCUGCCUGGGUGACCAGGGGUUAAGCAUACAACCUGCAGUGUACCCAGUGAGCCAGACAUUGCCAGUAUAAUUGCCCUCAUUGGCUCUCUAAUAUGGGUUUCUUUCUUACUGCAAAAUCCAUCUAGUCACUUCCUGCUCAGGCGCUUUGCCCCUCUUCCGUUAUUCGCUGAGUGGCUAGCCAGUGCAGAAUCAAUAUUUACUCCCUACAAGCAGCCUGGAUUCCUCAUAGGCACCAGCCAGGAUCUCGCCUAGGGAUGCUCUUUCUCACUAUCAGCAUGUAGUAGUGAGUGCUAAAAGGAGCACAGUUUCUUUUGCAGGAGAACCUGAAAUGCCUUCUGAGUAAAUAUGACUGUACAUCUUUAAAGCACCAAGAAGGGAUGGAAACUGCAGCUGAGAGAGAAUUCAGGAACAAGAAGCCACAAAAACGCAACCUAGGUGUGGUAUGAGUAAUAAACACUUAGUUCUCUGAAGGCUUUGUGGCUGCCACAAUCUCUACUCUUACUGGGAGCACCUUUGAUGAUCUGAAGCAUCAUCCUACCAGACAUGGAUAUCUCAAACUCUACAUUCAGGAAGCCAGGCCUGUCACAGAACAGGCUGAUGGGUGUGUUAGAAACAGAUGACAGCAUCCAGGAAAGUACAGCUGCAGCUGAUAAACAGGGAGAAAGUAAAGGGACCAAAAGAGGGAUGGAAGAACCACCACCCCUGGAGACUCCUUACAAGAAAGAGAGCAGUGACUUUGAUCCAAAAAUCAAGAUUAACUUGAAUUAUCGACCAGGACUUUCAAGCAACCAAAAGGACCCAAAUCGCUUUGAAAGAGAUCGGCUCUUUGGUGCUGUCUUGAGGGGUAACCCGGAGGAGCUGGAUGGUUUGCUUGAUUACUUGAGCAGGACCUCCAAAUUUCUCUCCAAUUCAGAAUAUACAGAUGCCAAGACUGGUAAGACCUGCUUAAUGAAAGCCCUGCUGAAUUUAAAAGAUGGGACAAAUGCCACUAUCCCACUGUUGCUAGAAAUAGACCAGAAGACUGAGACUCCAAGGCCACUUGUCAAUGCUGCAUGCACCAAUAGUUACUAUGCAGGCCAGACUGCACUCCACAUUGCCAUAGAGAAGAGGCGCCUAGAUUUAGUGAAACUGCUGGUAGAGAAUGGAGCCGAUGUCCAUGCCAGAGCCCAUGGCGAAUUCUUCAGGAAGAAGAAAGAAGGAGUGUGUUUUUAUUUUGGUGAACUUCCCCUCUCCUUGGCUGCUUGCACCAAUCAGCUUGAUGUGAUAAAAUACCUCCUUGAUAACCCCUACCAGAAAGCCAGGCUCCAGGAACAGGAUUCCCUGGGCAACACGGUUCUCCAUGCCCUGGUGAUGAUCGCAGAUGAUACCGAGCAGAACACUGAGUUAGUGAGCAAGAUGUAUGAUGAGAUCUUAAAGGCAGGCACGAAGAUUAACCCAUCAGAGAAGCUCGAGGAGAUAGUGAACCGGUCUGGGUUAACACCACUAAAACUGGCUGCCAAGAAGGGCAAAGUAGAGAUCUUCAGACACAUUCUCCAAAGAGAGAUCAAGGAUCCAGAGUACCGGCACCUGUCUCGCAAGUUCACUGAAUGGACAUAUGGACCUGUCCAUGUAUCUCUCUAUGACUUGUCCUCUGUAGAUAGUUAUGAGAAAAACUCUGUGCUGGAGAUCCUUGCUGAGAGCAGUGACACACCAAAUCGAUACAAGAUGGUGGUUUUGGAGCCGCUGAACAAACUGCUCCAGCACAAAUGGGACUCAUUUGCUGCCAGGAGAUUUUACUUAAGUUUUUUCUCUUAUUUUAUAUUCAUGGCCAUCUUCACGGUCCUUGCCUACCAUCGUCCCCUGCAGUUACAGUCUCCAUUUCCAACAGUGUUCACAGUUAUCGGCUUCCUGCAGCUCACUGGACAGAUCGUUGUUUUCCUGGGAGGCUUUUAUCUCAUAAUUGCUCAGGGUCUAUACUUUUCGAGGAGAUGGCGGAACCUGAAGAACGUUUUUUCCGAUGGCUGCAUUGAGGUCUUUCUCUUGCUCCAGGCAAUCUCGCUGCUGCUUUCAGCUGUCUUGUAUAUUGUGGGUUCAGAAGACUAUGUACCGAUGAUGGUAUUCUCCUUACUGCUGGGAUGGGUGAACAUGCUGUACUACACUCGGGGCUUCCAGUGGACUGGGAUCUAUUGUGUCAUGAUACAGAAGACCAUCCUGAGGGACCUGCUGCGUUUCCUCAUGGUUUAUGUGAUCUUCCUCUUUGGCUUUGCAGCAGCUCUGGUCACCCUCACAGGGGAUGCCCCUCCAACUUCCCAGAACAAGUCUGUUACCCAAGACGAUGGCGAUAAAGGCCAUGUUGUGUACAGUGGGUUGCUGAGCACCUCCUUGGAGCUCUUCAAGUUCACCAUCGGCAUGGGGGACCUGGUGUUCCAGGAGCACGUGAAAUUCAAAUACUUUGUCAUGCUGCUGCUGCUGCUGUUUGUGAUCCUGACCUACAUCCUCCUGCUCAACAUGCUGAUCGCCCUCAUGAGCGAGACUGUCACCAGUGUCUCUGGUUACAGCAACAAUGUUUGGAAGCUGCAGAGAGCCAUUGCCAUUCUGGAAAUAGAGAAGUCCUGGCUGUGGUGCCCAAGAAGAAGGCAGAGAUCUGGCUGCUUCUUGUCUGUGAACCUUGAUGAUAAGAAAGAUGAGAGAUGGUGUUUCAGAGUGGAGGAGAUUAAUUGGGCCAACUGGGAAAAGGAGCUGGGAGUCAUCAAGGAGGAUCCUGGGAACUCCAGAGACUUGGAAAUAGAACCCCUAGUGAAGAGAGUGCGGGACAGGAUGUCACGGGCGCAAACAAACUCAGCAGAACUGGAGGAGCAGUUGCCAUUAUAUCCCAUCAACCAGUAACUGAGAGGAGGCCACUAGAAGAGGACAAGCCAAGAGGCUGUAGCAUGUUCUUGGCAUUAGCAUCCCGUUGUUGCUCCCAUCUGCAACGGAAUUCUUCAUUCUAUGGUGCCACUAAUGUUGAGAUGGAAAAGUAAUCAGUAUUAACAUGUUUCAUCAAAGACUGUGUUUCAGUCUGUGGCUUUUGUGCAUACAAAGUAUUUCCUUUGAAGAAAUCAUUUCUGUUCAACUUCUGCCUGAUACUUUCCUCCUACAAUGCUUAAAAAGAGGAUGUGUGUGUGAGAGAGAUUGGGGGUGUGUAUCCUAGAUGGGAUGGUUUUGUAAUCGAAGCCUCAGGUUUAAAAUUUCUCUCUGGAAGCCCAGGUUAAAAUUUCAUUUGGGUCAAUUUAGCCCUUCAUGCUUGUGAGACAGAAAAAUUUAGUUCCAUGCAGCUCAAUACAUAUAGAACUUUUGGAUGGUACUUUUCCAACCACAGGACCUGUCUGCUGUGUACUGACAGUAUAAGAUACCAUGUACUUUUUGUGAGAAUAGAACUUUGUCCUAGUGUUUGUGGCCAAAAAUAUUUUCCCGUCUGCACUGUUAUCCUCAAUCCCACAUGUGACUGCAUUUCAGACAAUCUAUCUGGGAAGUGCUUUGGAAUUAAAGGUGCAUAAAGCAUUGUUCAAAGUUUCUGACAGCAUGAGGUUGGCUUGUAUGCAAGACAGUGUGUGUCGCUUUAGGAGGUGUGUUAAGAUGUAUUCAAGCUGAAACAUUAAGCUCAGUGCUACAGCUUCUAUCACAGCAAAGGUAGCAAAUCUAGGCAUUUUGACAGCCUCAGAACCAUUGACCUGUAUCUGAACGGAAGGUGGCAAAAUCACUUGUAAGUUGUAUGCUUUGCUAACAGCUGCACUACAAGCUGUGUCUUAUUGAAACUGUGACUUAGAAAUGCAAAUAUAUAUGGCAUCCCUUCUCCCCACAGGUGUGCUCUUCUUCAAAUGAGAGCCGCUGAGCACUACAUAUCAGAGCUUCUUGAAGAUGCAGGGGCUAAUGCAACCUCUGUCAUUUUCACCCUUCUUAAACAACUUCCUGUUCGCUUCUGUGGGCUUCUGUCAUACUCCGAAUGGUUGCGAAGUUUACAUUGAUUUUCACGUGCUAACCCACCUCAGGCAGGGAGAGACGCAUGCUGUGAAAUUCUGCUGGAAAGCAGGAAGAAAAAUGAUGUCUCGGUUUAGUCCUCUCUAUU
This is a messenger RNA of Dermochelys coriacea (leatherback sea turtle), 6713 nucleotides long. RefSeq names its product transient receptor potential cation channel subfamily V member 2-like. Gene Ontology annotation, molecular function: calcium channel activity; protein binding. The transcript has 17 exons. Gene Ontology annotation, biological process: calcium ion import across plasma membrane. Gene Ontology annotation, cellular component: membrane. The coding region runs from base 3173 to 5494 and encodes 773 amino acids. NCBI's taxonomy places the organism in Eukaryota, Metazoa, Chordata, Testudines, Dermochelyidae. The record is from RefSeq and is a predicted model, not a curated record.